CAAAUGCCCAACCAACCAUAGGUUGUGUCUCCAAAUGCAGGUGAUAUCACCCUACCACCGCUACCUCCCCCUCCACAACCACCAUUCUCUAUUCCUCCUCAGAUCCAUGGUUACCGCCACCACCACUGCCGCCACCGGCGGCGCUUUCACCACCAUCGCAGAGACAGUCACUUUGGAGCGCGAUAUUAAGAAGAGCAAAUUCAUCGCCAUCGCCGCUCAUAUUCCCGAUGAGCGCUCUGCUCACUCCUUCUUAUCGGAGGUUCAAGAUCCACGUGCAACUCAUAAUUGCUGGGCUUAUAAGGUUGGAAAUCAGUAUCGAAGUAAUGAUGAUGGUGAGCCAUCUGGUACAGCUGGAAAACCGAUACAUUCUGCUAUCGAAAAUUCAGGAUUAGAUAGAGUGAUGGUUGUUGUCAUUAGGCACUUUGGAGGGAUCAAAUUAGGUACCGGAGGAUUAGUUAGGGCAUAUGGCGGAGUAGCAGCAGAAUGCUUGAAAAGUGCCCCUACUCGAUUAAUUAAAUCUCAAGUCCCUAUGGGUGUCGAGGUCACUUUCGAUCUUUUGGGGGUUGUUUACCAUCAGUUGCAGUCAUUCAAAGCUGAGGAAAUUAAGCAAGAUUAUGACACUGGAAAAGAUGGCAUAACAAUGGUCACCUUUAAAAUUAGUUUUGACCAAGCUGAAGCAUUAGAAGAAGCUUUGAAAACCAAUUGCAGCAGAGAUCUUGUAUUUUACAAGCAUUGAUGAAUACAAUGGGUUGAAAAAUAGCCAUAUAGAAGUCGGUUUCAUUUUUUUUUUUUUUUUUUUUGUAUAUACAUGAAACAUCUCACAUUUGGCUAAAUUUUACUAGUCAUUUACUCAUUUGUAUACUUUGUAUUUUUUUAGUUGGUUUAUUCGGUUAAAGAGAAAUAAACGAGCAUCUGUUUUGAAAG
Molecule: messenger RNA, 924 nt
Organism: Helianthus annuus (common sunflower)
Lineage: Eukaryota; Viridiplantae; Streptophyta; Magnoliopsida; Asterales; Asteraceae
Product: IMPACT family member in pol 5'region
Exons: 6
Coding region: 35-736 (233 amino acids)
Biological process (GO): regulation of translational initiation
Cellular component (GO): cytoplasm
Source: RefSeq, a predicted model, not a curated record